Dentiscutata erythropus is the source of this 288-nucleotide messenger RNA. The record is from the annotation of a GenBank genome assembly. Lineage: Eukaryota; Fungi; Glomeromycota; Glomeromycetes; Diversisporales; Gigasporaceae.
AUGAGUUGUGAAGUUGAAAGUGAUAGAGUUCAAGCAUUAGAAUAUUGUCAAAAAUCUGCUUAUAAAAAAAUAUCAGUAGAUAUAAAGGAUAGUUUGACAAGUGUUGCUAUUGAAAUAAGUAAUGUGAAUACAGAUGAAAAAGAAAUAAUUAAGAAAGAUUUUAAGUGUGUUAAAGAUAGAGAAUUGUUUAAAGAACCUAAAUUGGAUAAUGAUUAUAGAUUAGUAUUCAAUAGGAAAAAGAUUAUUUAUAAAAAUAAUGCAUUUAAUGUAUAUUAUAAUGAGAUUUAA